UAAUUUACAUUUUUUGUUUGUACAUCACAUUUAUAAAGAAUGGGGAUCUACAUUUUCUGCAUGUCUCUGGGAGUCUGCUGAUGCACCUGUUGACUGAGGAGAAACUCUGCUUGUUAAAGAAUGGACACAUUUGCUCCAAUGAAGACUGAUGCUCAGCUUCUUUUGGAAAACUGUAGGAAAGCUGAUGAAAGGAGCGAGCUGAACUGUGCAGACUCACAACAGACGAGUUUAACAGACAGACAGAGCCCAGCCAUGCAGCCGACUAACAAAAGCGCUGCCUUAAAGUACAGAAGAUGCAGCUCCCCCAGGUCUCAUCUCAGUGGGGUGAAAGCUCGCCACAAGAGGCAAGUUCUGCAGGACAUGGCUCGGCCAUUGAAACACUGGUUGUACAAGCACCGGGACAACCCCUACCCAACAAAAACUGAAAAGGUUCUGCUAGCUCUGGGUUCGCAUAUGACACUAGUGCAGGUUUCAAAUUGGUUUGCAAAUGCUCGGCGAAGGCUGAAGAACACAGUGAGGCAGCCAGACCUGAGCUGGGCGCUGAGGAUCAAACUCUACAAUAAAUACAUCCAGGGAAACGCUGAGAGGCUGAGUGUGUGCAGUGAUGAUACAGACUCGGAGGACGAAGAGUGCACUUUAAUGACGCCUAUUGGCCAAUCAAACUUUGGUGGGCCUUCUUACCACCACAGCCUGCUUGACAAACAGGUCAGCAUCCUUGCCAGGGCACACUGCUCCAAUGAUGACGACAACACGUCUCCUCCGUCAAAGUACAAGAGCAGCUUACUGAAUCGCUACUUGAACGACACCCUGCGGCACGUGAUGGCAGCAAAGGCCGACACCAUUGCUUCUGCUUGCGGAAAGAGGUGCCUCUCCCAAUCAUUCGGCUCCAAUGAAUGUGACCGAGAUGUUGUCUCUCCAGCCUCUGAAGCAGAGGCCAACUUCAUUUACAGCAUGGAUACCCCCGACAACACUUCAGUUAAAAGUUACAGAGAGAUUAUACUACUGCAACAAAAUAUUAUUCAUCCUGACCAGAGGGUCCAGCUGCAGAACCAAAACCCACAAAGAGAAGAUGGCCAAGGCUGGAGGGAGAUUCAUGCCGCUGUGGCUCUCACAAGCUUGGCCCAGGGGAAGAGCUGCAAUGCAGGACUGAGCAGUGACCCAGGGCCCACCGCAGCCAAAGGGCAGAGCUGCAUCACCGAGCCCUUUUCUGUAUCAAAAGCCAGCAUCGCAGGCAGGCUGUGUGUGACGGGAGCUGUGUCAGCCCUAAAGCAGAGCACAGAGACUGCUCUCACCAGCCGCAUCAUCCAGAAAUCGUCUCAUAUUUCUGAGAUCCAGACUGUCAAAGUUGCCCUGGCAAACAGUGGGUAGGCACUGAACACCGUGUUCCAAUCGCCAUGAGCCUAAGUGCCUUGCAGUGUACAGCCUCUAAGACUAACAUAUGCUUUUAACCCCUUUCUAAUUGUGUUAUAUAACAUCUAAACAGUAACCUAAAGAAGAAUCCAAAUAAUGUUUGCUUGCUUUGCUAUGUUUUACAUGACCUUUUAUUCAAUAACUUAUAUGAACUUUCAAGACACCGGAGAAUCCUCCAGUGAUAAAGUUUACCAGCAGCAGUUUAAAUAAACCUAAUGUGAAAUUGUCUGGCCUGUUUAAAUCAUGACCUUACAUGGGCUGAGACGACCUAAUUAUGUUUUAGAAGGCUGUACUUAGUGGUAGGUUUCAUGUGUGCAGACUUUACUGCCUUCCAAACUGCAUUUUAGAAAUGUACCGUGGAAAAAGGAUGGCACACCAACUGGAGCUCGUACAUGGCUACUGGAGGCACCAUGGUCAGAGAGAAUCAUCUGGUAGAAAGAUUCACACACUGUUUUAAACAUGGCUUUAAAAAGGUUUAAAAAGGUGAUAAAAUAUGUCAUCAGCUUAUGUGAUCAGCUACAUCUCACAAUUAUCUGUAUAGGUUUCAACUUUACCCUUAAGUAAGAACUAAACCUUGCUUUUAUUUAUUCAGUCAGCAUCAAUAGGAAAUCUGACACUAGCUAUGGGCUGAUGUGAGAUUCUCACAGUAUGUAAAACAUCAUCUACAUGAUUAAGUUAUCUUUCAGUCAGCUGACCAGGCAGUGCGCAGCAACAGGGGAGAAAGUGGCUGUGCCACUACUCUAUGCUUCAAAUAGAAGUAAACUCUCUUUACACCAGUAUGUUCCCUAGCAUCUCUUCAAUAGGACUUUAAACCAUAGAAACACAGAAAAUGUUCAUCUUGACAACUGCUUACAAUCUUGGUGUAAGCAGUUGUCAAGAUUAACAGUUAAAGAUGCAGUUAAAUGGCCCGUGUCCAUUCUGCAACAUUUUUGAAUAUUUUUUUCUUAUAUGGGCUUUUCUGAUUGACUGAAUUCUAAUAUAUAUGACAGAAAGGACAUCACAUUCUAACACAUUUUUCCUGGUAAAAUUCAAGAAUUUACUAGAAUCUAAUUUUCACACAGCUCUGUUCUUUUUGUUAGAUAAUUUUAACUUCUAAAUACAAAUGUUCAUCAUGAACAUUUAUUCUGAAAGACAUGGAAUCUGACUUUAAACAUGCAACCUGCAAAAACCAAGGAAUGGAUGGACGGAAUGAUAGACAGAUUGAUUGACAGACGUAUUUAUGGAUGGUUUAAAUUUGGUUGGACAGACUGACGUUUAUGAUGGACACACCAAUACUCAGACUGGCAGAAAAACAGACAGAUGGAUGGGUUGAUUUAUAGACAGACGUACAGUUUAAGGAUGAUGAAUUUAUGGAUCGAUGGAUGGAUAAAACGUUUUGACAGUGGAACUGAGAUUAAAGCCUAAAAAUACAAAUAUUCUUCCAAACUCA
Molecule: messenger RNA, 2839 nt
Organism: Girardinichthys multiradiatus
Lineage: Eukaryota; Metazoa; Chordata; Actinopteri; Cyprinodontiformes; Goodeidae
Product: homeobox protein Mohawk-like
Exons: 7
Coding region: 121-1368 (415 amino acids)
Biological process (GO): cell development; muscle organ development; regulation of transcription by RNA polymerase II
Cellular component (GO): nucleus
Molecular function (GO): RNA polymerase II cis-regulatory region sequence-specific DNA binding; DNA-binding transcription factor activity, RNA polymerase II-specific
Source: RefSeq, a predicted model, not a curated record